This is a messenger RNA of Osmia lignaria (orchard mason bee), 1070 nucleotides long. RefSeq names its product growth arrest and DNA damage-inducible proteins-interacting protein CRIF (gene CRIF). Gene Ontology annotation, cellular component: mitochondrion; nucleus. The record is from RefSeq and is a predicted model, not a curated record. NCBI's taxonomy places the organism in Eukaryota, Metazoa, Arthropoda, Insecta, Hymenoptera, Megachilidae.
CUUAAUUAAAUACUCUUGCAUGGUUGGUGGGGAAACCUAGCAUCAGCAUGACACCAUACUUAACCUAAACUUUUGUGCUAAUAACAUGAUCUCAUCAGUUUGAUUGAGGAAAUAAGUUAAUGCUAUAAACAAAACAGGAAACAUAAAUAAACAACCAAAAUAAGUGAAACAGCAUAAUACAAAAUGUCUCUUAAAGAAUUAUUCUUUAAAUCAUCAUUACAAUUAAAAAUUCAACAUGUUAUUGGCAAAAGAUGUUUCUCUUCAAAACCAGUAAAGGAUAUUCUUGAAACUGUUGAAGAAACACCAAUUUAUAUAGAGGAAAAAGAUGAGCACGCUGGACUAGAAGAGAAAAGGAACAAAUCAAGAUUAAAUCCUGCACACAGAAAUAUGUUACACGAUCUAAAACCGUACGAUGAAUCUCAGGCUUGGUAUCAUGAUUCAGUGAAAUAUAAAAAACGAAUAUUAGGUAGGUAUGGCAUUGAAGCUUUAGGAAGACCUGCAGGACUGGCAUGGCCUACACCUGAAGAAGUAAAAGAGAUAAAUGAGUAUGAAAAAAUUGCUUUUCCAUUAACAAUUCAAGAGAGAUUGAGUAAGAUUAAAGAAGAAAAGAGACUGAAUGAAGAAAUGAUAAUGGCUAGACAACAAGAGAUUGGCAAGAAAAUGGCAAACAUGAAUAAAAUGAUAGCCGAUAUACAAGAAAAGGUUGCCGAAAAGGAAGCAAAAUUGUUGACAGCUCAGAUGACAAAGGAACGUAAAAUCGAAGAAAUUAGACGUAAAUUACUGGCUGAAGGCCAUGUAGGCACAGACAAAAUUGAAGAAGAAUUGACUCAAAUGGAGAAAGCAGAAAAGAAGAAGAAGAAAGAGGCUAAGAAAACCAAAUUACUCGAAAAACAAAAGGAAUGGGCAAUGAAAUUGAUGCGGGAGGCUAAGCAAGAAGGUCAAAAAGACGAAACGGUAGAAGAUAAAGAAAAGACAAAAGAAGAUAAUUGAAAAAUGUAACGUAGAUACUUUGACUAAAAUGUAUUUGAAAAUAAUUUCUAUAUAGUUAGUAAAUUCAAUACUUUACAAAA